GCAUCUUGCAACGACGGUGCAAGAUGGACCUUCUUUCUAAAAAAUUGUAUUGUAAUGUGUUUUAUCUGAUCAAAACAGGGAGGAGCAUGCUGUGCAGUUUAGGAAUAGCUACUUAAUUAGCCUUCACCUUAUGACUUUGUAACAGCUUAGAGAAAGAUUAAUUUGCUUUAAUUGAGAGAAAAUAAAGCAGCAAUUACUUAAUGUAUGUGUGCUGAAGAGGGGUUGUCAAAAAAGGAAAUGUCAUACUUCCUGUAUCCAUAGCAACCUGACUGUGAGUGUGUGCAUGCGGGUGUGUUAAUGUUUUUCACCAAAAAAAGGCAUCCGGAAGAAAGGACGUAUUGUUAUAUAUAGAUUAUAUAAUGUUAUGGUUUGGACACAUCCCCUUCCGCAUCUCAGGGUGAAGACUUACGCUUUUACUUUUUGUUAUUAUUUUGCUUAUGAGUUAUUGUUUAAAAUAAAGCGAAACCAUGUACAAUGGUGAUGCGUUUAAAUCUUUUAAACAAUUCUCUGAGUAAUUUAUUAUGAGUAAAGUUAUUAUUUUAGUUUGUUCCUGAUCCUGUAUUACGAAGCUCUGCAGAGGCAAAGACUCAACUGAGCUGAUCUGGUUCUGGUGGGAGGAAAUUCAGAACUCUAUUGCCACAGAGAAGACAUCAAAGAUGGAGUCUCUCACCCAGCGCAGCGCAAAAAGGAUGAUAACAGCCCUCGCUCGACCCGACACCGGCCUGCCCAAUCUAUGAGCUACAUCCACCGCUUCACUCAUCUUUGUCACGAGUUCAGCAGUGAGUCUGUGAAGGACGAUGGCAUCUGGUGAGGAACAGCUGAAACACAACCAAGUCCAGAAGAGCAGUGUUCACACUGGAGUCAGUGCUCAGACAGGAGGAACUGUAAAUGCUCCUGUACUCACUGGAAACAUCUUUACAGGCUCAGUGACCGUCAUCGGCAGCACUGCAGGACACGAGCCACAAAAAGUCCCAGAGACGGCAGAAAAAGACACCGAAAAACAAGCAGAUUUGAUUCUGAAAAACUUCUUGCAAACUCACAAAUCCAACCUAAAGAAGAAAGCAGAACGUAUUUUUGAGGGCAAAGAAGAAGCAGAUCUCCAGGUUGUUUACACAGAGCUCUUCAUCACAGAGGGAGAUAUGAAAGAGGUUCAUCAGGAACAUGAGAUUCUGAAGAUUGAUGAUGCUUUCAACAAGAACAAACAAACACAGGACAAACCAAUUCAAUGCAAUGAUAUAUUUACAUUAUUAAGAGACAAGGAGAAGAUUGUGCUGACCAAGGGAGUCGCUGGCAUUGGAAAAACUGUCUCUGUGCACAAGUUCAUCCUGGAUUGGGCAGAAGGAGCAGCCAAUCAGGAUAUACACUGUGUGUUCCUGCUUCCAUUCAGAGAGAUUAACUUAAUGACCAAUAAAGAUUUCAGUCUCCACGAGCUUCUGCUGGAAUUCUAUCCUGAACUGGAGGGCCUGGAGAAAACCAACUUAUAUGAGAAAUGCAAACUAGUGUUUAUAUUUGAUGGACUGGAUGAGAGUCGUCUGGCUUUGAAUUUUAAAAGUAGAACAUCACCAAGAGCCAUUGUUAAGAAAAGAUCAUCAGUAGAUAUGCUGUUUACAGGUCUGGUCAAAGGGAAUCUGCUUCCAUCAGCUCUGGUCUGGGUGACAUCACGACCAGCAGCAGCCAAUCAGAUUCCUCCUCAGUAUGUGGGUUUGUUCACAGAGGUGCGAGGAUUCACUGACAGACAGAAGGAAGAGUACUUCAGAAAGACAAUCACAAAUAAGAGUCUGGCUGAAAGAAUCAUCUCACACAUUAAGACAUCUCGUAGUCUCUACAUCAUGUGCCACAUCCCUGUGUUCUGCUGGAUCACAGCCACAGUACUUCAGGAUAUUCUCAUCAAGAACAGUACAGAGAACAUCAGCACAACACUCACUGAAAUGUACAUCCACUUCCUGCUGAUACAGAUGAACACCAAGAGCCAGAAAUAUGAUGAACAAGAAGAAAGAGAAUCUACAAAGAACUUAGGUUCAAAUAGAGAAGUGAUUAGAAAAUUAGCCAAACUAGCGUUUGAACAGCUGAAGGAGGAAAACAUUGUGUUUUAUGAGAAAGAUCUGACAGCAUGUGGUAUUAUUGUGAGUAAAGACACUGAGUUCACAGGAAUGAUCGCUGAGAUCUUUAGGAAGGAAAAUGGACUUCAUGAGAAGAAAGUCUUCUCCUUUGUGCAUCUGAGUGUUCAAGAGUUCCUCGCUGCAGUGCAUGUGUUCAUCUGUUACCUGGAGAAGAACAUGCAGGAGCUCCAGUUUUUCUUUGAUAAGCCCAAGAAAAAUAUCACACUGCAGAAGCUUCGGUUUUUCUUUCAUAAGCCCAAGGAAAAUACCACACUGCAGAAGCUAAUGCAGAAGGCUGUUAAUAAAGCCAUGGAGAGUCAGAGAGGACAUCUGGACCUGUUCCUGCGGUUUCUGAUGGGUAUUACACUGGAAUCCAGUCAAGACCUGCUCCAAGGUCUGAUCACACACACUGAAGACACCACAGAGAGCAUCACACAAACAACUCAAUACAUUAAACAAGUGCAAGAUGAGGGUAUCUCAGAUGAAGCUUCAGUCAACCUGUUCUACUGCUUACUUGAGCUCAAAGAUCAUUCAUUGUAUGAUGAAAUCCAGAAAUACCUCAGUUCAGAUGCACAUCCAGGAAGAGACCUCUCAUCUUCAAUGUGUUCAGUGCUGAUCUACAUACUGCUGAUGUCAGAGAAGGAGCUGGAGGAGUUCAAACCAAAGAGGUUCACAUCACAAGAAAACUACAAGAGACUCAUUCCAGCUAUGAGAUGCUGCAGAAAAGCCUUAUUUAACAGCUGUGGUCUUGAUGAAACAUGCUGUGAAAGUAUAUCUUUAGCUCUCCAAUCUUCAGACUCACAUCUGAGAGAGCUGGACCUGAGUAUCAAUGUCUUGCAGGAUUCAGGAGUGAAGCUGCUGUAUGAUGGACUGAAGAGUUCACACUGUCAGCUGAACAUACUGAGACUUUCCUUAUGUAAUCUCACUGCUGAGUCCUGUGAGAGUUUGUCAUCAGUUUUACAAUCCUCAUCCUCCUGUCUGAGAGAGCUGGACCUGAGUAACAAUGACCUGCAGGAUUCAGGAGUGAAGCUGCUUUCUGAUGGACUGAAGACAAACUGUCAGCUGCAGAUACUGAGACUUUCCUUAUGUAAUCUCACUGCUGAGUCCUGUGAGAGUUUGUCAUCAGUUUUACAAUCCUCAUCCUCCUGUCUGAGAGAGCUGGACCUGAGUAACAAUGACCUGCAGGAUACAGGUGUGAAGCUGCUUUCUGAUGGACUGAAGACAAACUGUCAGCUGCAGAUACUGAGACUUUCCUUAUGUAAUCUCACUGCUGAGUCCUGUGAGAGUUUGUCAUCAGUUUUACAAUCCUCAUCCUCCUGUCUGAGAGAGCUGGACCUGAGUAACAAUGACCUGCAGGAUACAGGUGUGAAGCUGCUUUCUGAUGGACUGAAGACAAACUGUCAGCUGCAGAUACUGAGACUUUCCUUAUGUAAUCUCACUGCUGAGUCCUGUGAGAGUUUGUCAUCAGUUUUACAAUCCUCAUCCUCCCGUAUGAGAGAGCUGGACCUGAGUAACAAUGACCUGCAGGAUUCAGGAGUGAAGCUGCUUUCUGAUGGACUGAAGACAAACUGUCAGCUGCAGAUACUGAGGUAAAUAGUUUUUACAUAAAAUUAUUAACAACAUGCUGCCACAUUUAGUCUGAGUGACGCAUGACACUGUAUUCAUUAACACACAAGAAAUUCACAUCUCAGAGUAACUCAGUUUGCAGUAAAUCCAAACUGACUGGAAUUGUAUGUUAUUUUGUAAAUGGAUUUCAAAUAAUGAAAUAAAACAAUAACAUUAUAAUAUGACACUAUAACAUCCUUAAAAAUAAUUAGAAAAUCUAUUUAAAAUACAUUUUUAGAAAGUUAAUUUCAAAACGUGAGAUAGUCGUAGGCUGCAGCCUAACGCAUCAAAAAAGUAGUAAUUUACACAAAGGCUCUUACUGCAUAUUAUGGUUAUUAAACAGUCAUUAUGAAAACCAUUAAAACUAAAUAAUUUCCUUGUGUUCUAUUAAGGGGCUUUCAUUUCGAUCUACAGGCUAAUGAAAGUUAAUGAAAGGCUGCAGUUCGAAGCGAAUGUAUAAGUUCCAUUCUAAGUGGACUGAAGUGUGCGAGACGUGAAUUUAAGUUGUAUUUAUUUACAGAGUUAUAUGAUGACACACUUGUCCAUGUGGUAAGAUUUUUUGCAGGCUUCUGCUGGCUUCACUAACACCUGGAUAUGGAUAUGCUGGUCCACUAGCUAGACCAGCACUAAACCAGCAUAAACCAGCCUGGACCAGCUCGGAAUCCAAGCUGGAUUAUUCAGAAUUUUUCAGAUGGGGCAUGACACAAGUGUAUGUUCCAUCGAUGUUCUGGGCUAUGGAUUAUAUAAUCUUUAUCACAUAUGAACCUGCAAAUUACCGUAUUUUUCGGACUAUAAGUCGCACCUGAGUAUAAGUCGCAUCAGUCCAAAAAUACAUCAUGAUG
Carassius auratus (goldfish) is the source of this 4546-nucleotide messenger RNA. Its product is annotated as NACHT, LRR and PYD domains-containing protein 3-like. Bases 798 to 3692 code for a protein of 964 amino acids. The record is from RefSeq and is a predicted model, not a curated record. Gene Ontology annotation, molecular function: protein binding. The transcript has 11 exons. NCBI's taxonomy places the organism in Eukaryota, Metazoa, Chordata, Actinopteri, Cypriniformes, Cyprinidae.